Molecule: messenger RNA, 3198 nt
Organism: Branchiostoma belcheri (Belcher's lancelet)
Lineage: Eukaryota; Metazoa; Chordata; Leptocardii; Amphioxiformes; Branchiostomatidae
Product: sialin-like
Exons: 17
Coding region: 381-2123 (580 amino acids)
Biological process (GO): monoatomic anion transport; transmembrane transport
Molecular function (GO): transmembrane transporter activity
Source: RefSeq, a predicted model, not a curated record
UACUGCAAUUUGAUUGGUUGAGUUUUCCCAGGUGCCAGAUUCUUUCGCAAGGCAUGCUGGGACGUUGGUGUUGCAACCUACACAAAAAUGGAAAGGGACCUGUGCACUGCGCUACAGGUGGCUGCAUCCACUGACACUGAUCAUGCUGUGAUAAGAAGACUGACAAUAGUCUUAUGCAGGAGCUUGUAAACUGCCCUAAAAUCAUUCCAGAUCCAGAGUUUGGACAGGAGAUACAGAUUUGUCAAUGAGUGUUUGCAUUAACUGCCCCUUGAUUAGACUAUCAGUUCCAAAGAUGGAGAAUUGUUGAUGUCAGAGAUCAUUAAACAGAUGGAACAGUGGUGUGCAGUCGCUGGGUGUGAUAUUCUGCCUGCCUGAUACCGAUGGCUGAGCCAGCUGACAAACCUGAAAGUAACCUGACUGAGUCUCCUGAUGCAACAGAUGCGCCAGAAGAAAUGGAGAUGAAGGAAAUAUUCCAGGAGAAGCCGGCCUCCAGCCAUACCAUCCACCCUGACGGCAAUGAGAGACCCCCCAUCAGUCACAAUGUGUUUGGGAAGAUCCCAAAGAGAUACAUUGUGGCAUUCAUGGCCUUCCUUGGCUUCUGCAAUGUGUAUAUGUUGAGGGUGAAUCUUAGUGUGGCAAUUGUUGCCAUGGUCAGCAACAUGUCCGUGGAACAUGAAGAUGGCAGUGUUACUUAUAUUCAAGAAUUCAAUUGGGAUUCAAAAGUACAAGGGAUGGUGCUAGGAUCCUUCUUCUAUGGUUACAUAGUCACACAGAUCCCUGGGGGGUGGCUGGCAACAAAGUUUGGUGGCAAGGUGCUGUUUGGAGGGGGGAUAGCUAUGACUGCACUACUGACACUCUUCACCCCCCUAGCAACUAAGGGGGGUGCCUACGCUCUCAUGGGUAUGAGAAUAGUGGAGGGACUGUUUGAGGGAGUGACAUAUCCAUCUAUCCAUGCCAUAUGGAAGAACUGGGCUCCACCAUUGGAAAGGAGCCAGCUUGCUACAGCAGCCUUCUCAGGAUCCUAUGUAGGAACUUUCCUGUGCCUACCCAUUUCUGGUGUGUUGGCGCAGCAUGUGGGCUGGCCCUCUAUCUUCUAUGUCUUUGGUGCUCUGGGCUUGGUUUGGUUUGUUGCAUGGUGGUUCAUUGUGACAGACUCUCCUGCUACCCACUCCACCAUCUCAUACCAAGAGCUGGAGUACAUCACACAGACUAUCACCAUAGAGGGGGGAGUGGCCAAGGAAGGCUCAGUGCCCUGGAAGAAAGUGCUAACAUCAGGCCCAGUGUGGGCCAUCCUGGUGGCACACUUCUGUGAGAACUGGGGGUUCUACACCAUGCUGACCAGCCUACCUCUCUUCCUGCGGCAGAUAUUCCACUAUGACCUAGCUGAGGACGGUGUCCUUUCUGCAUUGCCAUAUUUGGUUAUGGCUGUGGUUGUGAUGGGUAGUGGCCAGCUUGCUGACUUCCUGCGCCAGCGACAAUUACUGUCUACCACUGCAGUCCGGAAGACAUUCAACUGUACAGCCUUUGUGAUUCAGGCCAUUUUCAUGACAGCGGUGGGCUUCACCCAUGAUGCAGUGGCAGCCAUAUCGUGUCUGACAGUUGCCAUCGGUGUAGGAGGGCUGGCAUGGUCGGGCUUCAGUGUCAAUCACCUGGACAUAGCUCCACAGUAUGCCAGUCUGUUGAUGGGUGUGUCCAACUGCAUAGCAACCAUCCCUGGUAUCGUCAGCCCCUCUGUGGUGGGACAGCUUGUGCAACACAAGCUGGCCACAGAGUGGGAGAUGGUGUUCUUCAUUGCUGCAGGAGUCUACCUGUUUGGUGCUAUCAUCUACGCAGUCUUCGCUUCUGGUGAGCUGCAGCCCUGGGCAGAGGGCAGUGUGCAGUAUGUGCUGUGUUCUGAUGAUGACUACUCAGAGGCAGAUAAAGAAGGGAUGAUACCAGAUGAAGAAGAAGAGCAGGAUGAGAAGAGGGAGACUGGUGAUGGAAAGGAAGAUGACAAAGAGACUUCAGAUUCAGAUUUUGUCAAUUUGGAAAAUGAAAUAGAGUCAGAGGAUACGGUUGAAAAAGAGACAGCUCCAAAACUGACUGGCAACGAAGCAAACCAAUCAUCCAAAGAGGAGAUUUAAAGGGACCAAUCACAAACAUUGUUCCAACCAGGAUUAUGGAAUCCUCUUGAAUUUAUCUAGUGUGUGUUCCAAAGAGCUCAGUGACAUAACUACAAUGAUGAUGUAAUGUUAAGAUUUUAUUUGUUCAAGAGUUUAUGGAUUUUUCAUGUUAUUUAUUCAUUGUUUGUCACAGUAUUGUUUUAUGAGGAAAUAUCUAUUGUUUUUUCAAGUAUAUGAUAUACCUUUUGACAUGUAUUGUCCGAUUGUGUUUGCUCGGCUGUUCUUUAUUCCUUGUUUCAAUUAGAUAGACUUGUUUAAGUUUCUACUUCCAAUGUAACGUUGCAAAGUGAUUCUCCUGCUGACAUAGGACAGCUUGUCACAUGGCAAUUAGGAACAGAUAAGGAGAAGAACUGUACAGACAGGACAAGGGUGUGCAGCUGCUACUCAGGUUUCAAUGCACACUUCUUAUCAAAGGAGUCAGGAGGUACAUUUGUGUCCAUCCUUGUAAGUGGCUCAUUAGAGAUGUGUACUCUCUAACCAUGGUCUUUUCUUCACCAUCCCCUACUUGACAUGGCCAUUGUACCAGCCACUCUUCAUCCAAACUAUUUUGAGCAAUUCUGUUUGUGAUAAGCACAUGACUUCUACAAGGAUCUCUUCUGAUACUUUUAUUCAGCAAAACUUCUGCACAUGUUGACUCAGUUCAAAUGUUAUUGCCAAACCCAAGAAAGUAUACUGUAUGUAAGUGAAGAUAACGGAUAAAGAAAUGUGGUUGCAGACCAAAGAUGUGCAUGUUUUGUUGUUCUUCUGUCUGCUAGUCAAGGUGGCAUUUAAGUAGAAUCAGCUGGAAACAUAUCAUAUCAGAGCUGUUUAUUAUGGAUAUUUCACUACACAUUUUAAUCAAGAACAUAUGUGACAUGAAAUUUUACUUGUCUUUUGUGAAGUCAGAAGUUGUUUGAGUUAUUCUUAUUUGUGCACGUAACAUGGAUACGUUGUUCAUGAGUAAGAUGGUAUUUCAGCACCACGGACAUGCACAGUGUAUUGACUGCGACAGCGCAGUUGUCUCAGCCCCGUUUUCUCCUGUCCAUCGGCGCGCUCU